GUAAAGUAAUCUUGCCUACCUGGCCUACCUGGUAUAUAGGGCCUUGCCUAUUGCUAUGCGUCAAUUUUUCAGCAGUUUUGAUGGGAUAUAGUAAUAGUUACCAACCAAUUAGUGGGCAUUAUAUAAUCAAUUAUCAAGGGGCUCUGCUACAGCUCCCAUUGCAAGAAAAAAUAGUACCUAAGAAGGAUUCCUGUGCCAGCAAAAGUGGAAGACCCCAAGUGGAGGUCUUCCAGCAAGUAUACCAGCAAUGGGAUCUCUAGUCAACACUUCUGUCACAUCGCUGACGCCGCUACCGCCGCCGCCGCCGGCCACCGAGCCGGGCGCCGGCGCGGACCCUGCGCAGCGCUCGAUGGCCGCGCACCCCGAGUACCUGGCCGUGUUCUCGCGCGCACACCACUUCCUGAUGCGCGGGGACGGCCCGCUGGCGUUCGACAUGAGACACUACGUGGCCAUCAUGGCGGUGGGCCGCCACCAGUGUCACGUGCUGCUCGACCAGCUCAAGGAGGAGUUUGUGGCCAGCGGCGGCGAGCAGCGCUGGCUCGACGGACUGCAGCACGUGCCCAAAAAGCUCUCCGACCUCAGCGAGGUGAACAAGCUGCUGGCGCACCGGCCGUGGCUGCUCAACAGGUCGCACAUCGAGCGGCUGGCGCGCGGCCGCGACAACUGGAGCCUGGGCGAGCUGCUGCAGGCGCUCACCGUGCUGGCCCACUACCACGCGCUCUGCUCGUUCGUGCUCGGCUGUCGCGCGCUGGACGCGGACGGCGCCGCCGACUCGGAGACGGAAGGCCCGGCGCGGUCGUCGCCGGGCGCCGCCGAGCCGUCCGAGUGCGCCUCCGGUCCGCCGUCGGACGGCGCGCCCGUCCGCCAGCUGAUGCAGAAGAUGCGCUCCCUGAGCGAGCAGCGCCAGUCGGCCGGCCAGCUCACCCCCGAGCAGAAGAACGUCAUCUACGAGGCGGUGGACUCUGGCGGCGUGGUGGCCGACCGGCCGGCGCCGCGGCCGCCGCGACACGACAUCGACCGCUUCGUCGAGGACGCCGACUUUGCGUACGAGGACUUUAGCCGUCGCGGCGAGGGGAGCAGCGUGCCGACGUUCCGCGUGCAGGACUACAGCUGGGAGGACCACGGGUUCUCGCUGGUGAACCGGCUGUACUCUGACGUGGGCGUGCUGCUGGACGACAAGUUCCGCACGGCCUACCAGCUCACCUACCAGACAAUGGGCUCGUUCCGCGCCGUGGACACGGGCCUGUUCCGGCGCGCCGUCUGGAGAUAUAUCCAGUGUCUGUACGGCAUCAGACACGACGACUACGACUACGCGGUGGUGAACCAACUGCUGGACCGGCGGCUGAAGGCGUUCGUCAAGACCAUGUGCGUGUACCCGGAGCGGCUGGACGGCGCCGGCGGCGGUCUGCGGCCCCUCUCGGACGGCAUGCAGGGCUUCCAGCACUCGGAGAAGGUGCACGUGGCCAUCCUGUGUCUGGAGGCGCGCCUGCAGUCUGAGCUGCUGUACGCGCUCCGGGCCGUGAUGCGCUACACGACGUGAGCCGGCCGCCAGCACUCAGCCCACGCCGCGCGUCAAUCAUGUCGUCAAUGAGUGCCGUCUGUUUUUACUGGGCGCUGCUGCCGGACGGACCUCUUUGUACUUGGUAUAUUGUCUGUGAUGUUUUAGCGGCGGUGGCCGUGCGCGUGGCGUUAGUGCGAGGAGCGCGGGUCGGGCCCGGGGACGGCGGCCGCCGAUCCGCUGCGCUCUCUGCGCCCUGUGUCACGCCGUCGACAGAUUGGGGCGACCGAGCCGCCCGCCGUGCCGCCGUGUGCCAGUGGCCGGGAGCGGCCGCAGUGCCCCAGCGGCCAGCCCGGCGACCAGGCCAGUCUCAGUGUUUUAGCCGUCGGUGGGCGCCCACUGCCAGGCUGCGGUGGCGGCCCGCGCACACACCCAGCCGGGCCGGGCCACCCUGGCGGGGUGGUGGACGCGGCGCUCCACGGAUAUGUCUUUCAAAGUGUCCGCUGAACUGAUCCCGUUCAACAUCCGACGAAAUAAUAAAUAAAGGACAUGCAUAAUUUGAG
Amphibalanus amphitrite is the source of this 2061-nucleotide messenger RNA. RefSeq names its product sestrin-2-like. The record is from RefSeq and is a predicted model, not a curated record. NCBI's taxonomy places the organism in Eukaryota, Metazoa, Arthropoda, Thecostraca, Balanomorpha, Balanidae. The coding region runs from base 248 to 1540 and encodes 430 amino acids. Gene Ontology annotation, molecular function: L-leucine binding; oxidoreductase activity, acting on peroxide as acceptor. Gene Ontology annotation, biological process: cellular response to leucine starvation; negative regulation of TORC1 signaling; cellular response to L-leucine. The transcript is spliced from 7 exons. Gene Ontology annotation, cellular component: nucleus.